This is a messenger RNA of Mycena citricolor, 3015 nucleotides long. NCBI's taxonomy places the organism in Eukaryota, Fungi, Basidiomycota, Agaricomycetes, Agaricales, Mycenaceae. The record is from the annotation of a GenBank genome assembly.
CGGGUUCGAUCAAGGUCAACACCGAGCCGUGCAAUUAACGUGGACGUAGGCAAGCGCACUCACUUCCUGCCAUCAUGUCUUACGGCGCCCCUCCAGCCCCCUACGCACCCCAGUACUUCUCUGGGCCUACUUCCGAUGCCUACCCAACAGAUACGAAAUCCCCCUACGAAAACGACCGUUUUCGACCCAAGAAACGCAUCAAUGACCCCAUCGUUCUGGCACUUUUUGUAGCUCAAUUUGUGGGCUUCAUCGUCGUCUCAGCGAUCGUCAUCCAGUCGUGGAUAAAGAACAAUGGUUUCGGCGGCGGGCUCGGAAAACACCCGACAGGGACCACUGUCACCCUCAACUCGAGCACGGUGUAUCUGCUGCUGCUCGUCACCGCUGCGGCGCUUCUCUUGUCGUCCGUAUACCUCAUGCUCGUCCGCGCCUUCACCAAAGUCAUCAUGCACAUCUCGUUGAUCUUGUCAAUCUUGUUGAACAUUGGUAUAUGCGUUUAUUAUUGGAUCACGAAGUACUAUUCUGGUGCUAUUAUAUUCACCAUCCUGGCGAUUGUGUCUGUUCUAUCCUACUGGGGCUUCAAAUCUAGAAUCCCGCUCGCAUCACUGUUGCUGCAAGUCGUGAUUGACGUCAGCAAGCACCAUACUUCUGUGUAUGUCGUCGCCUUUCUGGCACUUUUGGCACAGGCUGGUUUGGCUGUAUGGUUUACGUUCGUCGCUGCUGCGACAUAUACCAAAUGGACGCCCAACAACAACAAUCCUUCUUGUGCAACCACAUCAUGCUCCAGCGGAAAGGUGGCUGGCCUCAUCUUCUUUGAAACAUUUUCGUUCCUGUGGACAUCACAAGUGGUCGGCAACGUUGCUCUGGCCACUCUGGCUGGUGGCCCAUACGGUUGCUGGUACUACUUUGGACCUCGCGGAGAGGGCAACAUGCCAAAGAACCCCACUCUUUCUGCCUUUGGUCGAGCGUCAACGUUAUCAUUAGGCUCCAUCGCAUUUGGAUCAUUGAUCGUGACUCUGCUGGAUCUGCUCAAAAUGCUGCUGCGCUCUGCUCAGAACUCGGCCAAUGCUGACGGACAUCCUGUGGAGGCGAUCUUGGCCUGCUGUGCUUCUUGUUUCGUGGAGAUCAUCGAGGGCUUGGUGGAGUACUUCAACAGAUAUGCAUAUAUCGAGAUAGCCCUGUACGGGAAGCCAUACAUUCCGGCUGCGAAGAGCGCCUGGCGGCUUCUUUCCGAUCGCGGAGUGUCGGCGAUCGUCAAUGAUUCGCUCGUUGGAAUGACGCUCACGUGGGGUGCUUACGCCGUGGGGAUGCUCACGUCUUUGUUCUCAUAUCUUUACCUGCGAAUCACCGCGCCUGGCUAUAAUGCCAACGGAAACUACACUGCCCCCGUGAUCUUGUUUGCGUUUCUAAUCGGCAUCCAGUGCUCUUUGACUGUUUCGUCCUCCAUCGAAGCAGGGGUUUCGACCAUAUUCGUUGGCCUGGGCGAGGAUCCCCAGGUUCUUGCAGUCAGGGCGCCGGCUCUCUUCGGGAUGAUUGCGCAAACGUAUCCUGACGUGGUCCAGGGUGUUUGAGUGUUUUCUUCAUUUUAUGCUACUAGUACAGACACUUCGGGUACAUCGGGAUAUGAUACAUGUUCUCAGCGCCGGCCUUUCUGCUUCUUAUCCGGCUUGGGUAAUUCAACCGCACGUUGGCAGACAGGACAGCGCCCGGAAACAUCAGUCAGCCACGGGUCUAAACAUGUUUUCUGGGCAAACACAUCGUGGUGAGUCGAGGAACAGUGGACCAACAAGCAAACUCACAUGGAACACGUGACCACAUUCGAGUAAUCGCAAAGGCUGAGCGCCUUCGCCUGCAUCCUCCAGCCGCAGAGUGCUCCCAGAUUGAGGCUGUGCAACCUCCACAACAGUUUCUGAGGAUUGCGGCUGUGAUGAAGCCGUGUCCGCAAUUCGUUUGGGCUCCUCAAAGUCCAUUAAGCAAACAGCGCACGCUGCACGAUUCCCCUCGAGGAUGACGAAGGGAUAGGGCCCCUGCUCCCAGUUCUCCUGCCACGUCCCGGGGAUCCCAUCCCCAGGGCUGGCUGUUGGCCCAGCUUUGUCGGAUGUUUGGUCUCGUUUCCGUCGGAGGAAUCUGAAAUGAUGUUUCCUCGCAGGCGGCUUGGCGGAGAGCUUGGGAGGGUAGGAGUAUGCGGACUGGGGGAGCGGAAUGCUUCCGGGCAGAGCAUCGGGCGGAGGCGGGAUGUAAAGAACCAGUGGGAUCCGAUCAACAACCGAAGCACUGAGUUUUCCGAUCUCCGGUCGGAUUGGGGGGUUCUGCAUCGGAUGUCGUCCCAAACACAUGAGGAAUACAUUCCAGAAUAACUGCAAAAAUUCGGUCAACCAGGGUUGGGCUGCUCAACAAAAUACACCCACGAAAACAAUUGGCGCGACCACAAAGACGAUGAAGCCGAGCAGGAUCACCUCCAGCACAACCAGGUACAUGAUGCAGAGCAGCCCAAACGUCAACCACCAGAUGUGGGGCGAAGAAUACCGACACGUGUGUACACUGGAAUAUUCCAGAAUGUGGGCUAGAAGGACAGGUCAGAUGAGAUCAGCGAAUACGACAACCGCACCAGUCAGAAACCAGCUCAAUGUUAUCAGGGACGACAGGAUAGAAAGGCUGUCACGUCUGUCAGUAAGACGAUGGCACAUAGACAUGGACAUACCGCGAGUAGAGAGCGACGUGCGGCAACGUUACGCCCGUUGCUGCAGGUGUAGUGGACCCGUUGCCAGAGUCCGCUGACGUAACAGCAGUGACAGAGGUGGCUAUAUUCCCAGCCCCAACGUGUUCAGGAUCGCUGGUCUGAACGUGCCUGGAAAAGAUGAGGGUGACACCAGAGCACUCCAGGCGGGACUGACGCUUUUACAUCUCGUCUCCAUCCCCAAUACGUUAGACACGACGAGUACACCACUCGCACGAUAUACAGACAAGCCCAGACACCCAGCGGACGAUCGCAUGCCUUCCACUCAUUCAAUCCAGGCA